Branchiostoma floridae (Florida lancelet) is the source of this 5987-nucleotide messenger RNA. RefSeq lists its product as uncharacterized. The record is from RefSeq and is a predicted model, not a curated record. Gene Ontology annotation, molecular function: [protein-PII] uridylyltransferase activity; protein binding. NCBI's taxonomy places the organism in Eukaryota, Metazoa, Chordata, Leptocardii, Amphioxiformes, Branchiostomatidae. The transcript has 3 exons. Bases 2128 to 5544 code for a protein of 1138 amino acids.
UAAAAUUGUUUGGAUAAGUCCUGACCGUUCUGCUGUUUUGUUUUCAAAAGAUCUUGGUGUGAAAGAAAGAAUACCAUUAGCUUUUAAGCAUGUUUUAUAAGAAAUAUGGAAACAAUUUCUGAAAUGUGCCCUGCUGUCUCCCUCACUCCUUACUGCAUGCUUUGAGAGAUGUAUGUAAAAACUGUGAAAUGAGUCCUUUGCUACAGUUUUUGCACUUUGACAAUAGGUCACCAUAGAAGGGCCCUUCAGGGUCCAUUUCCUUGAACUAAGUACUGUGAAAGGCUCUUUGGGAUGGUGAAACAUUUGUCACCAUGUGCGUCAUUAUCCGUGUGCAUUGGAACAUGAACAAGUUGCAGGUGCAAAUAUUUACCACCGUUCACACACACGUCGAUCCAGAGUACAAACAUGUAGCUAACUGUGUACCAGUGGCUUGGCUUAAUCUCUUUGCUUCUCAUAACAAAAUGUAACACUUGUGUGGGCUUAAAUAGAUGCAGAGUAGAGGCAACAUUACAUCAUGGGUGCUCAUAAGUACACCACUCACCAAGUUGGCCUGCUCGACAUGGGGCACCAGCAGUGGAUGUACGACAGCUUGUUAAAUCAAGAGGCUCUCAAAAAAGCCAGAAAGCAUGAAAUAGCCAUCAGGCUGCCAAAGAUUUCCUCGUCCGACGACUCUGAGUACAUCACACCUGUACCUGCAACAAGUGCGCCCUGUAACACACCUGAGGUCUGCUACCUGCCACCUGUCCCAGGUGCUUUACCUGCCACCUGCAGGUGUUCUGAAGGAAGGGACUUCAAGUUCAAGUUCAAGCGAUACAACGACAAUGAUAGACACGAUUCAUGGAGAAACAAUACUGUUGUCAGUCGUGUUGAUAUCGGGAAGUAUCUCCCAAAGAAUAGUUCACAAACAUCUGAACUUCACAAUGACAACGACAGUACUGCGAGAUAUUGCAGAAAGAAGCGACAGAAUUAUAGAAAAUUUGGCAUUCGCAACUCCGAGAGGGAUAGAACUGAACUGCCGUACCUUGAUGUUCAACAAGGCCCAAGAAAAUGUGAAGAUAUGCAAAGGCAUCACCAAAGUAAGCAUGAUGGUAAGAAAGAAGCGAAGUGUGCCAAAGUUAUGAUAGUCAUUCCUUGUGGAACAGCAAAUGAUCAAGAUGAGGACUUGACAAAAGACAGAUCUUUUUCUGAUGUGAACACACCAGAAAAAGUAAACCAAGGCAUGAAAACAAGUAAGAUGACCAAACUGCCUCCGAUUAAGACUUCCUCUAGGCAGAAAAUGCUGAUGGAAUUACCCAGAAUACCUGUGGGCGAGGAAGAUCUGACGCAGUCCAUGGCAAGGCAGUCUGCUGUUCCCUGUCUGAAGGAAGAGACACACCUGGAGUUGUCAGGAAGUCACACAAUUCAGACUCACGAUAGACCUUCACUGUCUUUACCAAAUAUUCCUUUUGUUCAUACUCAAAAUCUUCUUUUUACAUAUCCCAGUUAGCCACAUUGAACAUUACAAACUAAAAUUGAUUAUCCCAGUUUCCAAAUCAAUAUAAAAUUUAAAAAAAAAAAAAUAUUUUCAAGUACAUAAUGUCAAUGUCACUCAGACUUAUAAUUUGAACUGAAAUCCUUUUAAAUACUACAAUUUCACUAAUUAAGGUUUCUGUAGUUCUCAGAAUCGCCUUUCCUGUUUUUCUGAAAAUGACAAAAAAAUUCACCACACCUUCCAUUCUGUAAAUUUCCAUCAUUAAAUUACUUUUUUUGCAGUCCAACAACUUUCCAGCAUAGUGUAUUGGCCUACCUUUACAAUGUGGGCACAUUCAUCAUUGCAGUGAAAUUUUUAUUCAUUAAGGACAUAAUUAGGUACUUAACUGUGACUAUGAGUUAAAAAUAUACUUCUUCUUUAUGUUUUGUAUUAGCCCAUAUCUUUACCCCCGAUUUCCUGGAAUGUAAAAAACAGAAUUCCCCUGUCACUCCAUAUUUUCUCUAAAACAAUCCAAGAACCAACAAAUUGAAUUGACAUGGGCUUAUUAAUCAUUUUCUGCAUUAUUUUCUAUUGUGUGGAGACAAUAAAGAUAUGUUUACAUAGCUACGUGUAUGUAUGCCCUGCCUUAAUGAUAUCAAUGGAGAAACUAACAAUCUAUGUAUAAUGAGAUCUUCCAGGGUUCAAAGGUUAUAUUGACACAGAAACAGGAAGUUGUGUGCAUGGUUUCACAUCCCUUAAGGCUGGCAAGCACAGACUGUGGCGCCAUGUCUACAAUCCUGUGUACCGAGAAUAGCUUUCAUUCAUCGAUAUCAAAACAUAUUUCUGCAGUAUCCCAGGGUGACAGAGCAUUGCAAGCGGGUAACUAUGAUACAGCAGAAUGUAUAUUUGCACAGGCCUUAAAGGUGGCAAUCCGUGAUAACGAUGUUUGUUUACAAGGCUUAUGUCUACAAGGCAUGGGGGAUGUCUACAUACGAAGGGCUAUCAAUCGGGCCAGCAACAGGGGAAGGCAGGUCACCAAGGCAGCAGCAUUGUACAACGCCGCCAUGACCUGGGCGCCAGGAGACCAGCACUGGAAAGAUGUCAUGGUCCACAGAAUCAAGUAUGUUGAGAAAUGUUUCCUUGUCUGGGUGGGGCGCGGUCGGCAGUGCCAAGUUUCACUUCCUUACAGUAAUGACCUCCAACAUAAAGCUCGACUGAAGAAUAUUCGCAAGGAGUGUAAAGUGCUGUUGCAGUGUACUGAAAUGCUAUGCGAUUUCAGUACUAGUGGUGACCCCACAAAAUCCAGUGACGUUAAGAAUAAAGAAGCAAACUGGGUGGAAGCUGUUCGUUCUAUGUUCCACACAACAGCGGGACGAAUGAAAGACUUUGUGAGGCAGCUGUUAGCAGAAUGCAGGGAGACUUUGGGUCAGCCACCCUGUACGUACGCCAUCAUAGGCCUGGGGUCCAUGGCUAGGGAGGAAAUGACACCGUACUCUGAUUUUGAAUUUGCAAUACUGCUGGAGGAGGAAGCAAAAGAGCAGCAUAAAAAGUAUUUUCGUAACCUCACGUCACUCCUUCAUCUGAAAGUGAUAAAUCUCGGAGAGACCAUCCUGCCUUCGAUGGCUAUCACGUCGCUGAACAACUUCAACUCGAACGACAUAGAAGACAACUGGCUCUAUGACUGGAAAACACCGAGAGGGUUUGCUUUUGACGGGGCCAUGCCUUCUGCAUGCAAAACACCUCUAGGCAGAGAGGCAGUCGAUGGAAAGCCUGCCUUAGAACUUAUCAUGACUCCCACGGAAAUGGCAUCCCUCCAAGAGAAGCAAGCCUUGGCUAAAGAAGAUCACGAACACUUGUCUGAGAUCCUAUCAACUGUCACUUGGAUAGAAGGAGACAAGAGGCUGGUGGAAGACUACCAAGGAAGAGUUGAUUCAGCCACACCAAACUUGGUCAGGAAGGCAGUAAUCACCCUCUUUCACGAUGCAAACAAGUAUCAAAAGGACAUAAAUUCCAUCUACAAACCCGGAUUCCAAUAUGAUGUGAAGAAAGAGAUCUACCGUUUCCCAACGUUGACAAUCAACAAUCUUGGUAUUUGCUUCGAAUCAAAGAGGAACACUCCCUGGGAGGUCAUUGAUGCUCUGAGAGACAACAAGCACAUCUCGGAGAUGGGAGCGCACAACCUAAGUGUGGCAAUUAGCAUAGCCACCCUGUUACGUCUGCAGACAUAUCUUGCAUAUGGUAGGCAAAAGGAAGGAGUAACUACACUUCCCGUCCUACAACCGAAGGAGCAAAAAAGUGGGGAGCAAGAUCUGCUGCACAAGCUAACAAGCCCUGCUCUGCUGAUGCGUUUCUACCAGACCAACAUACCCUUACAGAUCUUUGUUUAUGUAUCUGUGAUGAUGAGCGUUCCUCCCGCCCUGAUAAAAGUACAUCCAAAGCUGGUCGCACAGUUUCUCUCAGAAUAUGGGAGUUCAGAGGAAAGUGCCACAGACGAGGGAUCCAUAGAAGUCACCUUGGCUGGUUCACCUUCUCUAUUGGAAAAUCUGAUGUCGCUUGUCAAAACUCUUGAAAAUCCAUUUAGAAUAAAGCCCUUAGCAUUUUCACAAGCACAGUCAGGCAAUGGUCCAAGCAAUGGUGUUGGCCAAAAUCCACAAGCACAUAAAAACUUGCACAAAGAAACAGAAACAGCAUCUGAUCCUGAAAACCAGCCUGAAUACGUGGAAAGAAUUUUUCAGAUGACAUUAUUCCAGUACAGCCUACCUGGAAAUGUGUCCGAGCUUCUGGGUGAUGAAUUCUACUGCAACAGUGACCUGCUGAGGGGACUCAUUCAUUUCAGACUCAUGAACUAUAAGGAAGCAGAGCCCCUCCUCAGGAUUGCAUACCACAAGAAACCAACCAGACUCUUACACUGUUACCUCAUGACUCUACAAAGCCUUGGGAAGUAUGCUGAGGCACUGAAAGUAACCGAGGAAUUUACAGAACUGCAUCAGUUGUCUUUCGAUAGCUGCUUUUCGUUGGCACAUUUAUACAUUCGCAUUGGGCAGUUUCAGAAGGCUCGUGCAGCCUGCUUGAAAUCUCUGGACACAUUGGAAAUCAACUUUGAUGCAGAACUAUGGGAAAUCUUGAUAAAGUUGCAACUCGCUGAUAUUUCUACCAAUCUUGGAGAAAUCAACAGGGCAAAGGAGCUAGCAGUGGAGAUAGAGCAAAUGACCUUUAAAACUGAUGAAGAACAGAUAAAAAGGCAACCCUUGGUGAUAUUGAAUAUCAGAUUCAACUUGGGUAUAUUGUUCUCCUCACUGGGCCAGGUAGUUCGAGCAUACUCCUGGCUCCAGAAGACCAUACAAAUGUGCAACACGAUCUUUGGUAUGAAUGUAGCUCAUCACAUUACAGCAUCAUGCUUUCGGGAGCUGGCUCGCAUCAUGAACAUGUGUCGCGAUAGCGACUACAACACAGCUCUUUGGUACGGAGACUUGUCCCUGAAGAUGAUACAAAACAAUUUGUACAGUGAUAACACUUAUCACCCUGACGUCAUCAAAAGUCUCAACGUUCUGUUCGACAUUCAUUGGGAGCUGGACAACAAUGAGCAAGCUGUGAAGAUAGCCGAACAGGCACUGGAACUAGCUGGAAAGACGAUCGGCAUUAACAAGACAAACCUUGCCCAGGUAUAUACCAACCUAGGAAAGGUAUGCAGUGAUACUGGGUCCCAUUCUAAAGCUAUCUGGUGCCAUGAGGAGGCACUGCGCAUUGACCGAGAACAUUACCACAACAAGCCCUCGGGAAACACAGCGGUCAGUUUGGAAGGCCUGGGCAUCGCGUACUGGAAAGCAGGGAACUAUACGAUGGCAUUCAAGCAUGUGCAAGAAGCACUUCACAUGCAAGAGGAUCAUUACGGAAAGGACACACCCAGUCCUAACACCGCUGAAAGUCUCCGCCUUCUGGGUUUCAUCAAAAAGGACAUGGGUGAUCACAGUGAAGCUGUACGGUACCUUGAAAGAUCUCUCUCCAUGAUGACAGAGGUUUUUGGUGGUCGCAUGACUGACAGAAUGGUUGAGACUAUUCAAACACUUCAGGAACUCGGAUGGAUGCCAAAGUAAAAACUGCCAGUUUUUGUUAUUACUCAUUUCUAGCUUGCAUAUAGGAUUCAUGUCAGGAGAUUAUGGCAACAAAAUUUUGAUCCCUGAUCUACGUGUACUUGACAGAUAAUACUUGAAAAUAUGAGAUUGGCGUACAAAGUGUGAAUAGGUUCUGUUAAGUACUAGUACUCACUUGAGUAGCUUGGAUGUUACAUGUUAAGCGAUGCAAAUUACAUGUACUAGGUAAUAUAAAAUUUGUAUUAGCAUGGGCAAGGGGGUGAAGGACUGCUGAGCCUUAUGAUAACUGAUUAAGGUUUCAAAAUCAUCUCUAUUCAGAAAUGUAAUCUCUAGUCGUACGCACUGCUGUUUUAGGAAAGCUAGCCUGAGUACCAUCCUCCGUAGUGACCACUGACUCAGUAGUCAGUACUUACCACGUUUAGCAAGCAAAAGUACUGAGCCAGCGG